Serpula lacrymans var. lacrymans S7.9 is the source of this 1147-nucleotide messenger RNA. RefSeq lists its product as uncharacterized. The transcript has 8 exons. Lineage: Eukaryota; Fungi; Basidiomycota; Agaricomycetes; Boletales; Serpulaceae. The coding region runs from base 1 to 1032 and encodes 343 amino acids. The record is from RefSeq and is a predicted model, not a curated record.
AUGUCUUACUUUGGACCCCCCUCGAGUGUUAAGGAGACGUUUGCACUGGGACCUUUCUUAGCGCCAAGAAUUUGGACCGGCCUUUGGCAGCUUUCCAGCAAUGCUUGGGGGAGUGCCCCCGCCGCCAGGAUCCGUCAAGGGAUGCUGCGUCACCUCACUUCGGGGUAUACAGCUUUUGCCGACCACUAUGGGAGCGCGGAGAUACUUUUCGGUCAAUUCAGAGCCUCGCUACCAGCUCCGGAAGGGGUCAUCGGAGCCACGAAGUGGUGUGUCUUCAGACCCACCGUGCCGUCCCGUGCCAUCGUGGAAAGCGCAGUAAGAGAACGUAUGCAGCGCAUGCGGUCAACCAGCGUGGAUCUCCUACAGUUUCACUGGCAAGAUUAUUCGGAUAAGGCCUAUUUAACAGCCUUACAGAUCUUGCAGGAUUUACAGCACGAAGGCCUCAUCUCCGCCGUGGGCUUGUGCAACUUUGACGCCAUAAGGACGGACGAGAUUUGUACUCAGCUGGGCCCAGGUUUCAUUGUAUCCAAUCAGGUCCAGUUCUCGCUCAUUGACACGCGCCCCCUGCAUGGCAUGGCGGAUGUCUGCGAGAAACACAAUGUCAAGCUCCUGACCUACGGUACCCUGUGCGGCGGCUUUUUGGCAGAUAAAUGGCUCCAUCGCCCCGAACCUGACUUGUACUCCGGUGACCUAACUCCAUCUCAGCGAAAGUACCUUGAUAUGAUCCUGAAGGCGUGGGGUGAUUGGUCACUAUUCCAAAACUUAUUGGCUGUGCUGCGUGAUAUUGGUAACCGCCAUGGGGGACUGGGCAUUGCCAACAUAGCCACCCGUUGGGUCCUUGAUCAUUCCUUUGUGGGGGCCGUGAUCAUAGGCGCCCGAUUGGGCGUUUCCGAACACCCUGAUGACAACCAGAAGGUAUUUGGACUGAGGCUAUUGGAGGAGGACAACCGUGCGAUUGAGGAGGUACUAGCGCGCUCGAAUGGACGUCGCAUGAUCACAACAAUUGGUGACUGUGGAGCUGAGUACAGGUGAGAUAGGGUGAUGAACUUAAAGAACACUGUGCUAGUAUAAGCUAGAUCUUUACCCAUUGUUAUUCCGCGCUAUAGACCAUUAUACACAUUAGUACACCAUCUUCAUCAGGUGAUCU